Molecule: messenger RNA, 521 nt
Organism: Thunnus maccoyii (southern bluefin tuna)
Lineage: Eukaryota; Metazoa; Chordata; Actinopteri; Scombriformes; Scombridae
Gene: uqcr10
Product: cytochrome b-c1 complex subunit 9
Exons: 2
Coding region: 6-218 (70 amino acids)
Biological process (GO): mitochondrial electron transport, ubiquinol to cytochrome c
Source: RefSeq, a predicted model, not a curated record
CGUUCAUGCGCACUACCGCCGUCAUCAUGUCGCUCACGAAGUCAGUCUACAACCUGCUCUUCAGGAGAACUUCGUCUUUCGCUAUAACCAUCAUGGUUGGCGCAGUCUUCUUUGAACGACUAUUUGACCAAGGUGGCAACGCGAUUUUUGAGCAAAUGAAUCGCGGGAAACUAUGGAAACACAUCAAACACAACUACGAGAACAAAGACGAGGAAUAGGAGGCGAAGCGGGGUUAUCUAAGGCCGAAGUGCAACGGUUGUCACACUUCCAUGAUCCAUCCCUCCUGGACUCCUCACCUUGAAUCAAGCAGCAGUCAACAUGGACUAUGUGUACAAAUUCAUGCUGUCUACCAGAGGCUACCAGAGAUCCCCUGCGAGCUGAAAGAUUGCCCAGACCACCUAGGAGAUGGAGCAAUGGUUCCUGUCACCUCGUCCCGGCCCUUCCUUGUGUUGUUAUUUGUCAUGCCUUCAUUCACUUCACAGAUUGUAAAUGCUUAAAUUAAAACAUGUUUUAAUGUCCGA